CGACUCAGAAUGAUGUGCUCAUUGCACAGUAAUCGCUACUCACCUACUCGUCGCUCACCAGCGGCCACUCGAGACAGCCCCACGCCAACUCCCAGGCCACAAGGUCCCCGCUGGCCUGGCUUGCACCUGCUUACUCGAGCAUACUACAACCCCGCUCACCGCUUGCGACUUGAGUCAACAUUGUGUUGCAGCACGGUAGUAGUCGGCAGUGUCAAUCAUUAAGUACCAAACAUCAAGCAUUGAGCAUGUA
Tilletiaria anomala UBC 951 is the source of this 250-nucleotide messenger RNA. RefSeq lists its product as uncharacterized. Lineage: Eukaryota; Fungi; Basidiomycota; Exobasidiomycetes; Georgefischeriales; Tilletiariaceae. The transcript has a single exon. The record is from RefSeq and is a predicted model, not a curated record. Bases 10 to 222 code for a protein of 70 amino acids.